Molecule: messenger RNA, 2308 nt
Organism: Argentina anserina (silverweed cinquefoil)
Lineage: Eukaryota; Viridiplantae; Streptophyta; Magnoliopsida; Rosales; Rosaceae
Product: protein ENHANCED DISEASE RESISTANCE 2
Exons: 10
Coding region: 469-2094 (541 amino acids)
Source: RefSeq, a predicted model, not a curated record
UCUGAUAUUUCCGAAUUUUGUUGAAGAAAGACAGACGUGGAGCCAAGGCCAAUGCCUGAAGAAGUGUUUGACAACCUCAACUCUCUUUCUAUCUGAUAUUGGCCAGCUAAGUCUCGGACAGCAUUGCUAAACUCAAGGCCGGAGACGAUCACAAAUACCAAAAACAGUGCCCAUUUCUAUAUAAAUUUAACUUCCUCUAUAUCCUACCUUCUUUUCCUUUCAUCCCUUUACUCCAAUCCAAAGCUUCAUCAGGAAAAACAGAGCAACGAAUCAGCAUUCGGACCCGGAUCCGACAUUGUCGGACCCAUCCGCUCCCAUGCAUUGAUUCUCUCUCUCUGGUUUCUGGGUUUGGCUCUGUUUGUUGUUUCAGAGAGAGGGAGUCUUAAUCAUCAAUCUAGAUACAAGGCUGUUGGAUUACGUUUUGAACACAAUUGUGUCUGAGGGACUUGCCUGAUUUAGAAGCUGCAAAUGGGUGGUUGUGUUUCAACUCCAUCUAAAUCACAGAAAAAAAGUCGUAGGGGCAUUAAACGCCGUGGGAAGGUAAAUGGCACUAAGAAGAGGAAUAGUGAUGGAGGAGCUCGAGUAGCAGACUAUUCUGUCAGCGAGUAUGUACAUAUGGGGUUUGAGAAUGGUGCAACAGCUACUUGCACAAGGUCUAAGGUUUCUAAUUCGAAAUUCCAUCUCACCGAGCUGCAAUGGCACCACACUCCAUCUAAUAAUGCAAAUGCAAUUUGCCAAGAUGAAUCUUGGUUUGACUCUGUUAGUAUUCUGGAAUCUGAAUCAGACGACGACUAUGUUAGUCUACAUGGAGAUAGUUUUCCUAUUGCGGGCAAUGCAACUGGGAAUAUCCCUGGUGGUCAAGUACUUCAGUAUGAAAGAUCUGCAUGCUUUGUUGAUAAUGGGUGCAAAUAUGAAGAAUACCAGAGCUAUACAAAAAUAGAUGGAGGCAAAGUCAUGGGCAAAGAUGAACAUAGGGAUUCAAAUCGGUUUCCCCAUACUAGUGUCCAGGGCGUAGACAGGAAGCAGUUGCUAGACCAAUCUCGUGGAAGCUUUAAAGGACUGAGGGAGGAUCGGCGUAAUUCUAAUGAGAAAUCGGGAUUGGCUCGCUUGAUACAUUCUCUAAGUUUCAAUGAUAAGAAUUUACACGCACAAACAAAUUCUCAAAGAAAACCAUCAUCAGUUUUCAGACUUUCUUUCAAAAGGAGGUCCUGUGAUGCAGAAGAAACCAAUGAACAAUGUCAAUCAAAAAGGUUUCUGAGUCGGCCUAGAGCAGGACUUGUCAUUCCUUGUUGUAAAGGAGAGAAGGUGACUCCAGGAUGUUGGUCUGAGAUUCCACCCUCCAAUUUCAAACUCCGUGGGGAGAACUAUUUCAAAGAUAAACGAAAGGUACCGGCUGCGAACUACAGUCCAUAUACUCCAUUAGGCAUUGAUCUAUUUGUCUGCCCCCAAAAGAUACAUCACAUAGCUCAAUAUCUUGAGCUUCCAAAAGUAAACGCAGAUGUAAAAGUUCCUGCACUCCUCAUUGUAAAUAUACAGUUGCCAACUUAUCCAGCUGCCAUGUUCCUUGGUGAUAGUGAUGGCGAGGGAAUGAGUCUUGUACUGUAUUUUAAAGUUUCAGACAAUUUUGAUAGAGACAUCUCUCCCCAAUUCCAGGAAAGCAUCAAUAAAAUGGUUGAAGAUGAAACAGAAAAGGUCAAAGGCUUUGCAAAGGAUUCAACUGUACCUUUUAGAGAAAGGUUAAAGAUCGUGGCUGGAGUGGUUAACCCUGAUGAACUCAACUUGAGUUCUGCUGAGAAGAAGCUUUUACAUGCAUAUAAUGAUAAACCAGUACUUUCACGCCCCCAGCACCAAUUUUAUAGGGGUCCUAAUUAUUUUGAGAUUGAUCUGGACAUUCAUCGCUUCAGCUACAUAUCGAGGAAGGGACUUGAAUCUUUUAGAGAACGUCUGCAGAAUGGAAUACUAGAUAUGGGUUUAACUAUCCAGGCACAAAAACAGGAAGAGUUGCCUGAGCAAGUGCUGUGCUGUAUGAGACUGAACAAGAUUGAUUUUGUUGAUCAUGGUCAAAUACCAAGUCUAAUCACUAAUGAUGAAUGACAUAGAUGAUUAGAUGCAAGACUUGGAAUUUAGAGAUGGAAGAUACUCCUGAAUGUUGUGACCAAGCCGUCCUUCUGUACACCCAGGAAGGUUUUCCUUUGUGACUACUACCUCCCAGCAGCUUUGUAAGUACUACCUUCAUAAGCUGCUUAGGAGUGAGGCCGAGGGAGUUAGGACUAGGUAUUUGUUCACAUGUAUGUAAUUGCAAGUUUGC